Molecule: messenger RNA, 4669 nt
Organism: Anarrhichthys ocellatus (wolf-eel)
Lineage: Eukaryota; Metazoa; Chordata; Actinopteri; Perciformes; Anarhichadidae
Gene: stx3b
Product: syntaxin 3b
Exons: 11
Coding region: 353-1216 (287 amino acids)
Biological process (GO): exocytic insertion of neurotransmitter receptor to postsynaptic membrane; vesicle fusion; intracellular protein transport
Cellular component (GO): postsynapse; endomembrane system; plasma membrane
Molecular function (GO): SNAP receptor activity; SNARE binding
Source: RefSeq, a predicted model, not a curated record
UGCUGGCCAGCGGAGAGACAGAUUAUACGGCUCUACACAACUGUUGUUUUAAUCCCCUGGGCGAGGAGAUUUAAGAAAAAAAACACUGGUUUUAAACCCAGCAGCCAUAUUGUAUGGAAAAACGGCGGAAAGACUCUGCUUUUCUGAAAAAAAUCGUUUGUUCACAAAACCUCUGCCAAAGACUUGUAGGGAGUUUUUAAUUGUUUUGCUUACUGGCGCGGUGGGUUUCUGUCGGACAACUAGUUUGCCAGCUGGUUGAGGAAUCCUGAGAUCGGGACUAGUUUUUGAGCCAUUUUACACAAUAGUGUGGUCAUCUCUUUGGUUUAAAGGUGUUAAAGUAACCGUGUGAACCAUGAAGGACCGAUUGGAGCAACUUAAAGCGACGUGUGAUCAAGAUGAUGACGAGGUGGAGAUUGCUGUGGACAACGCAGCCUUCAUGGACGAAUUCUUCUGUCAGAUUGAGGACAUCAGGAACAGUAUUGAUAAAAUUGACGAGAAUGUGGCUGAAGUCAAAAAGCUUUUCUCCGUCAUCCUGUCUGCGCCCACAUCAGAUCAAAAAACACAGGAUGACUUGGAGGCAAUCACCAAUGACAUAAAGAAGAUGGCUAACAAUGCAAGAAACAAACUCAAGACCAUCGAGAGGAAUCUGGAGUCAGAGGAGCAGGAGAGGGUGUCGGCUGACAUACGGAUACGUAAAUCACAGCAUGCAGUCCUGUCCAGGAAGUUUGUGGAGGUAAUGACAAAGUAUAAUGAAGCUCAGGUGGACUUCAGGGAGAGGAGUAAAGGACGUAUUCAGAGACAACUAGAGAUCACUGGAAAAGCAACAACAGCUGAUGAACUGGAAGAGAUGUUGGAGAGUGGCAAUGCUGCUGUGUUUACUGCAGGGAUUGUGGACGCUGGGGUCUCUAAACAAGCUCUGAGUGAGAUUGAAGCCAGACACAAAGACAUUGUCCGUCUGGAAAGUAGCAUCAAGGAGCUGCACGAUAUGUUUGUAGACAUCGCGAUGCUGGUGGAGAGCCAGGGUGACAUAGUUGACAACAUAGAGCAGAAUGUAUCCAAGUCAGAGGACCAUAUAACAGUGGCUAAGGAACAGACCAAAAAAGCUAUAAGGCAUCAGACCAAAGCACGCAAGAAAAUGGUGAUAAUAGUGGUGGUUGUGGUGGUCUUGCUGGGCUUACUAGCUCUCAUAAUCGGGUUGUCUGUUGGAUUGAAGUAAAGCUGAUGAGCUAUUUGAAUAAGAGGAGCGCUGAGGAAGAUGAUCAUACUUGUGGUAGUCUGUGCUGUGGAUGUUCUCAUCUUUUUCAUCGUCAUCCUCCCCCAGACACGAUCACAGGACUGCUGUUUUUAUCAUCAGUUAUUAAUCAUCCCCUCCAUCCUCCGUCAGCUGGCCCGCCAAAUAAAAAACUGAUACUGAUGGCUCCACUUGCACAACAAAAAAACCCUUGAAGAACAAGUGUUACAUUUGAUCUCUGGAUCAAAAAGAAGACCUUCGAGACUUGGGAUAUUAUAAAAACUUGUUAUCCAAUCAGAACCGUCCUUCCUGGUCUGUUAGGGUUUGUUUGAGUCCCUCAGGAGGCUUGGACAGUUUGAGGAUGCUCUGCUGCAAAUGAGGAAAUAAGACUGCAAGCUAACAAUGCGUGGAGGGGAAGCGAGAAUUGAGAAAUAACUGAUCAUAACGUCACUCCAGUGUCGAUUAACAUUUCAUUGUGUAACAUUCGAUGCCAAAGAAUCAGCCUGGAAGUGUUGAGUGAAAUAGAUUUUAAUGUCCAGUAAGUGGGACCCUUGUGAAGCCUUGUAGAAGCACGUCACCUUCCUCAUCAUAAUUCUUGCCUUUUUAUGAGCCUUGACACAUUCUGUGAUUGAAACGCUAGCUACUGUAUAUUCACUGUAUUUUGGAUUGUGUUGGUUUAGGGAAGUUUUAGCACUUUGACAUUUCAAAAUAGGUCUUUUAUUUCUGAGAUUGAGCUCUGAUGAUCUUAAUGAAUUAUUAUUAUUUUGUGUGUCGUUGGUAUCCAGUCCUGAAUAGGUCUCGGUUCUUUUAACUUGAAGAGGAUCGGUGUGCUCACUUAUGAUUCUUCAGUUUGUAGAGCCCAGUGGUUCUGAUUUUCAAUAUGAAGGAGGUCCUCGUGGAAACACGUUUCAAACACAGGUGGAGCUUAGAUGAGCAAAGAAAGAAGCAAACAAGCUAUUAACAUGCAUCCAUUGCAUUAGGGCUUGUCUAAAUACUGCAACAACUUGGAGAAAUGUCUGAAUAUUUGUUUUGUAUCUUUGCUAACUUGUGACAAAUGCCAUCUUGAACUUCUACACUUAAAGACAUGAUUGACUCCAUUGUUAAAACGCUGUAAAAACAUAAUGUCUUAAUGCUAAAAGAGAGACUGUAGUAACACUAGCUAUUUCAAUCUCAGUGCCAGAAUAGUCCAAUAAGUAAGUAAUAGUAAUAUAUUUAUGAUAUAUAUAAGUAAGUCACACAUACAGGAUGGAGUGUGAAAGGACAUUUUAACUAACCUACAGUAAGAUCUCCCUGACUGGUGGGUCUUUACUAGUGCAAUAUGCAUUUCCUGGCAUAUUUUAGAUCUCAUUAUAUUCCUGCUGUACAUGUAUACCUCAGUUGCCAGUUUAUUGGGUACAACUAUCUGAAACCGAUGCACCAAUACAGAAGCCCUGCAAUAAAUCCUGUUGUCGUGAAGGUUCUAAUGUUCAGUUUUUGUUUAAAGAGCUGUAGAGGUCUGUUGGUUAAACAUUAUGGACCUUAUGCCUGUAAAUUUUUCAGUUUAAGAGAUCACAAUUCAACAGCACCGCCAAGUACAGCCUCCAAAAAGGCAGUUGAGAUGAAUCAACACCUAUCUAAAACAGUGUCAACAAGAACUGCACUUAAGGCAAUGUUUAAAGUACAUCAAUUUAUUGAUUUUAUCUAUCCUUAACAAAGUCUGAUAUGUUGUGUGAUACACCAAACCAAAUACAAAAAGGAUUUAUUGCAGGGGUGUUCUAUUGGGCUGAAUUAGUUUUGGUGUGCCUAAUAAAUUGGCUUUAAUUCUGUUUGGUCACCAUUAUUUCAGCAGGUCUUUUUUUUUUUUUUUUUUAAUUGUGUCAAACUGAGAGGUUAUUGAACCACAAUGCACAUGUUGUCACCUAGAGGCUUUAAUUUGGCAGUUAAAGGUGACGCCAGCUGUGCAUACAAAGACUGUAUCAGAGACAUUGCUUCCCAUCAUUUAGAGACGGUGUUCACCGCAUGUAGGAGUUUUGUAGUGUCUUUAAAACGUCCAGUGCGUUGUGAGGGCUGCCCUCACUGAGGGAAGUCUUUGUUUCUGUUAGACCAGAGCAUGAAUGGUUCCUUUUAUUUCUGGUUGAGCAGGGAGCUCUUGAAAGUGAGAGCCCUUCUCAGCUUGGUCCUUUGACCGCACACUGUUCUUCAUCCAUCAACUGUUCAAUCCUAAUGCUUCUAUUCAAGCCUUUUUUUCUUCACACACCACCAAGGGACGGAGGAGAAACUGGAGAAGUUGUACACUGUAUAAAAUGAAGGUUCCACAGAUUUUAUUGAAAAUUAAAGAUUUUAUGUUUUUUAAUGACUUGGUUGACUAGAGUGUUUACUUGCGACCUCGUGCCGAAGGUAAAAGAGUAACUGAAUUGUUACAAUUUCUGAUGACUGCAUGUUAUGGAAGAGCUGUGUGUGCGUGUGUGUGUGUGUGUGUGUGGGAUGGUUGUAGCUGUUGUCAGCAGAUUGUUGACACAGCAUGUUAACCAAUGUGUUGCAAAGUACAGUUUUUAAAGCCUGGUGCACAAGUUUCAAAGAGGAGGUAAGUUUUUCACCUUUCCUAUCUCUUUUUAUAUAUACACACACACACUGAUCUCUGUGACCCUUUAUUCUCCUUUUGAUCAAUCACUUCCUGAAAUCAGUGUGUCUCCAUUCAUGUGAAUAAUUGUAUUGUGUUAGAUACUGUCUGACUGUUUUUUAUUUUUCAUUAAAUCAACAGAAAAAGAUGAUGAUUACAUUGUGCUGUGCCAUCAUUGGAAUCGUUGUAUUCUCCUAUCUCUACAGCUUCUUCUCAUAGAAGGUUUGACACAGGUAAAACACCUGCAUCGGCCUUCAAAACUAUGUAUUCACUUCUUUCACACUGAAUGUUAAACAAGGUCUUUUGUUUUGUCUUUGUGUAGUGUUUCCAUGGAAGAGUGAGUCAAGAAAAAGAAAAUGUCCUGAGGCACUUCCCUAUGUUUACCCUGAAUCUAUUUUAAAAUCUAAAAGUAUGAAAAAAGGAACUAUACCAGCCCUGUGCACUUACCCUUUAGUUAAUCAUUUGAAUUAUUUUCUUGCUGUAUGAACUGUUUGAAAACGUGUUAUAAAUGUGUAGAUUUUUCUCAGUCUGCCUGUUCAUCACUAGAUGGCUCAACAUGACACUUAAAAUAUUUUUUGGACCAUUCUGGUCGGCUGUAGUCUACCGCCUCCUGGUGGUGCUUAGAGAGGAUAAUCAUCUUUCUUUACUGUCAGGAAAUUAUUUAUAAGGAUUAAUUUAAAAAAGAAAUGCAUGAAGAUGAUUUUUUUUUUAAUCGGUCAUUUGCUCCAAAAGUCUAGCAUGCUCACACACACAAUUAUGCUCUGGUCAAAAAUAUCCAAUUAAGUAGUAUUUUCUGGCGUAUUGUGUUGUUAUAAUUUGAAUAAAUUAUGUGUGCAGUU